GUGGCUAGAGUCGGAAUUAUGAACUGCCUGUUAAUGCCUGGAGUACAACCGGGGUCUCCCUGCAAGGCCCGCGGUCAGAUACAGGUUAUCUUUGGACCCAUGUUCUCUGGGAAAAGCACUGAACUCAUGCGCCGGGUCCGCCGUUUCCAAAUUGCACAGUACAAAUGUCUGCUGAUCAAGUAUGCUAAAGAUACACGCUACUCUGCCAACGGGGUCUCCACUCAUGACAGGAACACCAUGGAGGCCCUGUCAGCUUGUUGCCUCAAAGAUGUUCAUCAAGAGGCCCUCAGCUCUGCGGUGAUUGGUAUAGAUGAGGGCCAAUUUUUUCCAGAUAUUGUAGAGUUCUCUGAGGCGAUGGCCAAUGCAGGGAAAACCGUCAUUGUUGCAGCCCUCGAUGGGACCUUCCAGAGAAAGGCCUUUGGGAACAUCUUGCAGCUGGUCCCCUUGGCAGAGAGUGUGGUGAAAUUAAAUGCUGUCUGUAUGGAGUGUUAUCGGGAGGCCUCUUACACGAAGAGGCUGGGCAUAGAGAAGGAGGUAGAAGUGAUUGGAGGGGCAGAUAAGUAUCAUUCAGUCUGUCGUGUCUGUUACUUCAAGAAGCGAUCGCACCAGCCGGUGCCUGAGAACAAAGAGAACCUACCAGGAGGGAACAAAGCAUUAGAGAUAACUGCAUCUAGGAAGGUCUUGGCUGCCCGUCAGAACAUGCAGUGGAGCCCAUCAAAGUGAAUGAGGCAGGAAGCAAGACUUCAGUGGACAUGCCUCACAGGAUUAA
Euleptes europaea (tarantolino) is the source of this 769-nucleotide messenger RNA. RefSeq names its product thymidine kinase 1 (gene TK1). Bases 19 to 723 code for a protein of 234 amino acids. Gene Ontology annotation, biological process: thymidine metabolic process. The record is from RefSeq and is a predicted model, not a curated record. Gene Ontology annotation, molecular function: thymidine kinase activity; ATP binding. Lineage: Eukaryota; Metazoa; Chordata; Lepidosauria; Squamata; Sphaerodactylidae. The transcript is spliced from 7 exons.